AUGGCCACUUUUCAUCCAUUUCCGCGGCUUCCUCUGGAGCUCCGAGAGCAAAUCUGGAAGGACACCGUCGAACCGCGCACCGUCGACGUCCGGCGUGUUGAAGAUUGGCAUGUCACCAGUGACGGAGUGUGGGGUCUAACACGAACCCUUUCGUCUACGCCAGUACCCGCCACACUACAGUCCUGCCGGGAAGCUCGAAACCUUGGGCUUUACGAACGAGUGUUCAUGCCCAAUAACCCGAGAGAAGCCGGACCUCACGACGCCGAGCAGCGCUAUGUCUGGCUGAAUCUCAACAUUGAUAUGGUGGAUAUCGGGACUACUUAUUUCAGCCUUUACAAGCAUAUCGCACCAGCAAUCAAGCGUCUCAAGUUUAGUCGAGAGAACGGUAAUGAUUUUUUCUACCAUACUGAAAACAAGGAGCUUGAGCAGUUUGUUAAUGUGGAAGAGAUUCACAUAGACUGCGCAGAUGGUUUCUGGAUGUGGUAUGGCGCUACAGAUGAACAUUGCUGGCCCUGCGCCAUUGAAAACCUGCUAUUCAUUGACGCAUUCGAUGGUCGAGUUGCGCGUGGCUUGGAAUUAGAAACCAUAGGUAGAGAAACACUGAUGGCCUGGCGGGUAGAAGCUACCGGCAAAGCAUUCAACACUGAUGACGAGUUUUCAGACUAA
Molecule: messenger RNA, 666 nt
Organism: Bipolaris maydis ATCC 48331
Lineage: Eukaryota; Fungi; Ascomycota; Dothideomycetes; Pleosporales; Pleosporaceae
Source: RefSeq, a predicted model, not a curated record